Molecule: messenger RNA, 1680 nt
Organism: Rhizophagus irregularis DAOM 181602=DAOM 197198
Lineage: Eukaryota; Fungi; Glomeromycota; Glomeromycetes; Glomerales; Glomeraceae
Source: RefSeq, a predicted model, not a curated record
UUUUUACAAAUAAUUUACAAUGAUGACCACAUCUAAUAGUGAUUCGCCUUCCUCCCCAAAUAAUGAAGAAUCCACUGAGGAAACGAAACAAGAACGUGCGGCUAUAGAAGAAAAGAUAGUUAACGAGGAAUAUAAAAUAUGGAAGAAAAACUCGCCAUUUCUUUAUGAUUUGGUUAUUACUCACGCGCUUGAAUGGCCUACACUAACGUGUCAGUGGUUUCAAGAUAUAGAAAAACCUGAAGGAAAAGAUUAUACAAUUCAACGCUUAUUAAUUGGCACUCAUACAUCAGAUAAUGAUCAAAAUUAUGUUGAAAUCGCUAACGUACAACUUCCAAAGAGUGAUUCCGAUAUUGAUCCUCGAAAAUAUGAAGAAGAAAAAGCAGCAGGUGCACAUGGUGAAAGUCGAAUAACAGUUGUUCAGAGGAUAAAUCAUGACGGCGAAGUUAACAGAGCGCGAUACAUGCCUCAAGAUCAAAAUAUAAUUGCAACAAAGACUGUAACUGGAGAUGUAUAUAUAUUUGAUCUUACAAAGCAUCCAUCUAGGCCUCUUGCAGAAGGAGUUUGUAACCCUGAACUAAAAUUGCGAGGACAUACAAAAGAAGGAUAUGGGUUAUCUUGGAGUCCAUUUGAUAAAGGUCAUAUUUUAGAUGCUUCAGAGGAUACUACUAUUUGUCAUUGGAAUAUUAAUGGAAAUACAAGAGAAACAAGAACAAUGGAGCCAUUUAGAGUUUAUCGAGGACAUGAAGCAAUCGUCGAGGAUGUUGCGUGGCAUACGAAAGACCCACAUAUUUUUGGUUCUGUAGGGGACGACCAAAAACUACUUAUUUGGGAUGUGCGUCCAGAUAGAGCCGAUAAACCAGUACAUUCAAUUAUCGCUCACCAAAGUGAAGUUAAUAGUUUAGCAUUCAAUCCGCAUAAUGAUUUCAUUUUGGCAACUGGUGCAGGUGAUAAGACCUUAAGUUUAUGGGAUCUACGUAAUCUUAAAAUUAAGUUACAUACACUUGAACAGCAUACCGGUGAGAUUGUUCAAGUUGAAUGGUCACCGCAUGACGAGACAAUUCUCGCAUCUGCUGCAGGUGAUCGUAGAGUUAAUAUAUGGGAUUUAAGUAGAAUCGGUUCAGAACAAACGGCUGAAGAUGCUGAAGAUGGUCCGCCAGAAUUAUUGUUUAUGCACGGUGGACACACUAAUAAGAUUUCGGAUUUUAGUUGGAAUCCUCAUCUUCCUUGGGUUGUUGCCAGCGCUGCAGAAGAUAAUAUUAUCCAAGUGUGGCAACCGGCUGCGAAUAUCUAUACUAUUGAUGAAAGGGAAAUUCCAGCUGAUGAAUUAGAAGAUUAAAACAAAAAAAAAAAAUAAUUUUAUUUUUUUUUUAAGAUUUCGUGAUUUUAUUAAGGGAAAAAAUUAUAUUGAGUUUAAUAAAUUACAAAUAAUACAAAUAGCCAAGGUAACUAGACUAACUAGACUAUUUACCCUAUUGAAUUUUCACUCACGUGAUUUUGCAAAAAUUUUAAUAUUUCGCCAAAUUAAAACUAUUUAAAAACGAUAAAAUAAAAUUUGAACAUGUAGUGUGAAACGAACAAAUUUUGUUACUAUUUACUAUUUAAUAAUAAUGUAAAUAAUAAGCCGCAGAAGUGGCAGAUCAUAGAAUAAACUGCCGGUAGAUUUUACUAAUCCUUGCCGGG